CCUCCGGCUGCGCCUCCUCGCGCUCUUCGGUCUCCAGGCGGCAGCGCCUGUUGAAAACUUUACAGCUCGAAAGUAAAACCUUCCACGCACACAUCCACUCCCGCUGUGCCGGAUCCAAGUAAGUUCUGCCGUUUUCAGCCUAGUUUGAGGAGUUUGGUUUGACUUUUAGUUUCACUGGCGAUGCUUCCGGACUGGAUCUUCUCUGGGACACAUCCGAGCCUGACAGAUACCCAACCAUUACGCGAGGAAAGCCUUGAAACCGGAAGCAGAACUUGCAUGUCCACUGAAAUUUAAAGCUAGAUUUCAGCACUUUUUGACUGAAUUACGAAGGAAAGAUGGAUAGAUCAUUCUGGAUCACACCGUUUACCUUCACGGCUUAGACAACCAUGGUGCUGCUGAGGCUGCUGUGUGUGUGGCUGUGCAGUGAGGUCGUCGCAAGCCAACUUCACUGGCAUAAGACAAAGACAACUUUCAGUCCUCUUCAUGAAUCCACCGGCGCAGACAAGAAUGCGCCUACCCGGCGAUGGCGCACAGUCAGCUGGGAGGACAGCCGAAAAAUGCGCGGUGCCAAUGCGCAGGCCUCGUGCCAGGAUGCUGCACACACAUCAUCCGAGCAACAUAUGAAGAACACGCCAAAUGGAACCGCGCUCAUCCAACACACGGACGGCAAUAAGGCUGAUAAGCCGAGAAAAAGUGGAUGUAGAAACGGAAAAGUGCUCCAACAAGCCCCACAUGGACACGCCUUCAAACGCCGCACGCGCAAAUACAAACGGCCGCACGAGCGGGAUCCCAGGUCGGGCAGGUUGAGGCGAAGCGAGCCGCUGCAGGGCGCGUGGAAGACUCUGCCAGCGGCCAUGGCUCAGGAGCAGCAGUCUGGACCCUCCGCUGAAUUCAACGCCAGCGACUAUGAGGACGAGUACUCUCUGCCGGACCUUCCUGGCAGCACGCCUUCCAUGCCCGUGGACACCCUGACCAGACGCAGGCAGCCGAAGAACCCGUUUUACCCGGUCACCGCGGAGUCCUACGGUGCGUACGCGGUCAUGAUCAUCGCCGCGGUCAUCUUCAGUGUGGGUAUCAUCGGGAACGUGUCGGUCAUGUGCAUCGUGUGUCACAACUACUACAUGAGGAGCAUUUCCAACUCGCUGCUAGCCAACCUUGCGUUAUGGGAUUUCGUGAUCAUCUUCUUCUGUCUGCCGCUGGUGGUGUUUCACGAGCUCACCAAGAACUGGUUGUUGGGAGAGUUUUCCUGCAGGAUCAUACCCUACCUGGAGGUAGCAUCUCUCGGGGUCACAACCUUCACACUGUGCGCUCUGUGCAUCGAUCGUUUUCGAGCAGCCACCAAUGUGAAGAUGUAUUAUGAGAUGAUUGAGAAUUGGGCUUCCACCACAGCCAAGCUGGCUGUCAUCUGGGUGGGGGCUUUGCUUCUGGCUUUGCCCGAGCUGCUGCUCCGCCAGCUGGUGACUGAGGACGACGACCCGCCUGAUGUGACACCCUGUGAGCGCUGUGUGGUUCGGAUAGCCACCAAACUACCGGACACAUUGUAUGUUCUAGGUCUGACCUACGAUGGGGCGCGCCUCUGGUGGUACUUUGGCUGCUACUUCUGUCUGCCGACCCUGUUCACCAUCUGCAGCUCACUGGUCACCGCCCGCAAGAUCCGUCAUGCCGAGCGGGCCUGCGUACGGGGGAGUAAGAAACAGAUCCAGCUGGAGAGCCAGAUGAACUGUGCCGUAGUGGCAUUGGCCAUCCUCUAUGGUUUCUGCAUCAUACCGGAGAACAUAUGCAACAUUGUCAGCAUGUACAUGGCUGCCAGCGUUCCCAGGAGAACGCUGGACAUCCUGCAUCUUGUCAGCCAGCUGCUGCUUUUCUGCAAGUCUGCAGUGACGCCAGUGCUGCUGUUUUGCCUGUGUCAGCCGUUUACCAGAGCCUUCCUGGACUGCUGUUGCUGCUGCUGCGAUGAGUGCGGCCCGCCACGCUUUCCUGCCGCUGGGGACAUGGACAACGAGUGCACCACCACCGAGCUGGAGCUGUCACUGUUCAGUACUAUCAGAAGGGAACCCUCCACUUCGGCUUCUUAUUCUGUGGUGGGGACACACUGCUGAGUCAGAGGUUAAAGAUCAGAGUUGUAGAUAAAGCAACCAAAACUGUCAAAUUUACUCCUGACAGACUCCAGAGUGCAGGAGUCUGUCCAUCCAUUGUUUACAGACUUUAUGUGAAAGAACACAGUCAGUAUUAUUAUUAUUAUUAUUAUUAUUAUUUUUUAGUAAACGCACCAGUUUUUUUUUUCUGAACCUGGAUUCAGCAUUAGUUUUGUCACUGUAUUUUCCUUUUUUUUUUAUCAAUUUGUUUACAUAAUGCAAUAAAAUAAUUUGGUUUUCUAGAUUCUAAUUGGAGUUCAGGUCUUAUUAAAGUAGGCAAGAAGUUUGACAGUGGAUUCCCAAAUUUUAAACUUUCUUAUGCCUUUAUUACUAAAAAAUUUGUAAUUUACCAGCAGUUUUGCCUAAUUUUUUAUAUCUACAUAUAAUAUAUGUACAUUCCCUCUUUUUCUUGGAAACUGUCAUGGUUAGUCCUGAUAUAAAAAUGUUGCAGCCAUAAUGAGACAAGCAUAAAAAAAACUUAAUAAUAAAUUGAGAACAGCU
Molecule: messenger RNA, 2636 nt
Organism: Melanotaenia boesemani (Boeseman's rainbowfish)
Lineage: Eukaryota; Metazoa; Chordata; Actinopteri; Atheriniformes; Melanotaeniidae
Gene: gpr37a
Product: G protein-coupled receptor 37a
Exons: 2
Coding region: 387-2099 (570 amino acids)
Biological process (GO): positive regulation of MAPK cascade; adenylate cyclase-inhibiting G protein-coupled receptor signaling pathway
Cellular component (GO): signaling receptor complex; plasma membrane
Molecular function (GO): prosaposin receptor activity; G protein-coupled peptide receptor activity
Source: RefSeq, a predicted model, not a curated record